Coregonus clupeaformis (lake whitefish) is the source of this 1846-nucleotide messenger RNA. Its product is annotated as rho-related GTP-binding protein RhoF. Gene Ontology annotation, biological process: cell migration; small GTPase-mediated signal transduction. The transcript is spliced from 5 exons. The coding region runs from base 387 to 1019 and encodes 210 amino acids. Gene Ontology annotation, molecular function: GTPase activity; GTP binding. The record is from RefSeq and is a predicted model, not a curated record. NCBI's taxonomy places the organism in Eukaryota, Metazoa, Chordata, Actinopteri, Salmoniformes, Salmonidae.
UGAUGGGACAGGCCAGAUGACUACAGAGCAGGAGGGAGAGAGAGCGAGCAGCUGUAGACUGACUCUAUUGCGUGACUGAGCUUUUACCACAGAGACGCUUCCAGUGAACAAAUUGAUGAGGAAGAGAAGAGUGUUCAGGGUCACUAGGAAAUAACUGAAGUUGGAAAGGACCAUUAAGUGGUGAACAGAGUGAGACACCUGUUUAAGAUGAGCCUGAGCUUGGUGUGUUCCUCUUGUUGACACUCAUUCUUCUCACUUAGCCAGGCUCAGGUUCUCUUUAUGAAUUACAUUGGGUAGAACUGACAUGUGUUCAGACUCAGUUGGGAGGGACUGACUUUAUCCUGACUUCUGUCUGACUGCGACCUGUUGGACUCUACAAAGGAGAUAUGACACAGAACGGUACUGUGACUAGCAAUGGCAACGCUAAGAAGGGAGAAGAACUAAAAAUUGUUAUUGUGGGUGAUGGGGGAUGUGGGAAAACAUCCCUUCUAAUGGUGUAUGCCAAAGGAGACUUUCCAGAGAAGUAUGCUCCGUCUGUGUUUGAGAAAUAUGUCACCACAGUCACGUAUGGAGGGAAAGAGAUUCGGCUCAACCUCUAUGACACAGCUGGCCAAGAUGAUUACGAUCGUUUGAGGCCACUCUCCUACCAGGAUGCCAACCUGGUGUUAGUUUGUUAUGACGUGACCAACCCCACCAGUUUUGAAAAUGUCUUAAUCAAGUGGUACCCGGAAGUUAACCACUUCUGUCGCGAUGUUCCUGUCAUUCUGAUUGGCUGUAAGACUGACCUGAGGAAGGAUAAGGAGCGUACCAGGAGACUCAAAGCCAUGGACCAGGCUCCUAUCACUUACACACAGGGUGAGGAGACAAGGCGGCAUAUGAGUGCUGAGCUUUAUCUGGAAUGUUCAGCCAAAUACCGGGAGAACGUAGAGGAUGUUUUCAGAGAUGCCACCAAAAAAGCACUGGCAUCCAGCCGCAGAGCAAGACACCGUACGAAGAAGAGGCAUUGUGUCGUCCUGUGACCUCAUUCUAGUGAAAGGCUUGAAGUCCAUUGACACAACGGGACACCCUGUCCUCUGGUCUUACAUGCCAAAGCUACACAAUCUGCUGCUUGGCUUUUAUAAACAACUGCUUGCCACAUCCUGGGUCAUCCUAAUUCAAUUUCAACAAGAGCCUGUUCCAUCCCCAGCCAACUCAUGCCUUUGGGAUCUGGACAAUGAUAUUGAACACUGAACUAAUGUCUGGUAAGAUCUUCUAGGGCAGAGAUGGAAUUCCUGCUAGUUCUGUGGGCGCAAGGUCUAUGCAGGGAUUCUAGAGUGGUUUUGUUAAUGGAUAUUUCCACAUUAGACCAGGGUGUAAAUUGGCAUAUAAAAGCAAAGUGAGAUUGUGCUUCAUAUACUUUUUUCAAAUAUCCUUUUAUCAAUUACUGAAUUGCUAUUUUUACUUUUAUAAAGGAUUUGUUAUGCCUAUUGCUGGCCUUCUGUGAUUUAUUAGUUUAUUUUUUUAACAUCUCUCACUAUCAUUGAGUGGUUGAUUGUAAAAAAAUGUUUGUAGCAGUUCCAUUUCUAGGACAAUGCACUGACCUACUUACUGUACUGUUACCUUCAAUAACUCUUCCUUGAUACAAUCACGGCUCUGGCCCACUGAUCACUAUCACCUGGCACGAUUUGUUUCAGGAAGUCUUCUGUUAGUUGAUACCUACUCAUGGAAAAUAUCCCUAUUACACAUGUUCAUGUAAGCGGCUUACCCUUUCUGCAGAGGAUAAUAAGUACUAAUCAGUGACCGUGCUUACUAAGCAUGUUGGUAAACAGUGCACCAUCCUCUGAAUACAAUGUGAUGCUGCACCUUU